AUGGAAACAGGCAAACCUCCAUGUUCAAUCACAAAACUCUACACCUGCAUUCCUCUUCUCCUCCUUCACUUCUUCCCCCACGGUAAAUGCACCAUCUACAUCCUUCUUUCCACGGUCCUGGGAGAAAUCUGGCAACCACUCGACGUCUCUUUGAAUGUUUUCAGGACGGGGGAGGACUGGGGGGAGGACUGGGGGGAGGACUGGGGGGAGGACUGGUCAGUGGGCGUUUGUGACUGA
Messenger RNA from Knipowitschia caucasica, 237 nucleotides. The record is from the annotation of a GenBank genome assembly. Lineage: Eukaryota; Metazoa; Chordata; Actinopteri; Gobiiformes; Gobiidae.